Molecule: messenger RNA, 6324 nt
Organism: Nasonia vitripennis (jewel wasp)
Lineage: Eukaryota; Metazoa; Arthropoda; Insecta; Hymenoptera; Pteromalidae
Product: myb-like protein X
Exons: 4
Coding region: 341-5131 (1596 amino acids)
Cellular component (GO): nucleus
Molecular function (GO): zinc ion binding
Source: RefSeq, a predicted model, not a curated record
AGGCGCCGUCCAGUCGGAAAACAAGCCGCUGCAGCGUUCGUACGCGAGGGUGAGACGCGCGCGCGCGUUUAUUGCAACGAAAAAGCCGUAAAAAAGUAGACGAGAUAAAAAGCGCGUUCGCGUUCUUCGUGUGUAUCCGCGAAUACACAAACGCCCGUAGGCUGUAGUGCGCGAACACGACCGUCCGUGACAGAUUCCCGGCAAUACUGACGUCGCGAUUGACACAUUGUGUGUUUAUUGGAACGAGACCAAAAGCGCGCGCGUGCACCGUACAUAUAGGUAUAUACACACUCGAGAGAGGAUUUCGCAUAGCUGUGGUAGUGAAAAACACUGAGCUGACAUGUCGGGGGAAAACUGCCUGGUCUGCGCAAGUGACGAGGGUAUCUUCCUGGACGUCGUCGAGCAGCCGACGCUGACGACCAAGGCCCAGAAUUGCCGUUUGGAGAAGGUCACUGAUAAGGCCCAAUCGACAAAAGUCUGUCACAAAUGUGCAUUUGAAAUCGAGCAAUGCCAUAACUUCGUUGAAAAAGUCAAGUCAACUACCGGCACGCCAACUCCCAAGAGGGAUUGCUGCGUUUUGUGCUUUGAUCCAUAUGACAAGGACACAUUCUUUGAUCUAUCGAAGCAGAAAUUUGGCGUAAAUGAUUUCGUACAGAGGAUACAUGACCUUUUUACAGACGAAUUCAAAAAUAAACAACUACAGAAACUAUUGAUCUGCCUGUCCUGUCGAUACUGCAUUGAUUUACUGACAGAUUUGAGGAAUUUAUCUCAAGAGGUACCUCCCAAAUUAAGAACCAUAAUAAAAAAUGGCAUUAAUCCAGCUGAUCUCCCAAAGACUAAAACAUCAAUAGUAAGUCGCAAAACAACUUACAUCCAAUCCUCUAAUUUGGAUUUAAAUACUCCGUCGGACACAGACAGCGAGUCCUCCAGCAUCAUGGCCAGUAAGAAGAAAACAACUAGGAAUAACAGAUCACCUGUCGCAAAGACACAGCAAAAAUGUGAAAAAUGCAAGAUAGCAAUCAAUGGUUUGGAUUUUUACAAAAUACAUAAAACAAGAUCUACAGUUUGUAAAACAUGUUGGCUUUCUACAGACCUUAGCAAGACACCAACUAAAUCUAAGUCUAAGAAGCGUAAAAAGGUUAUAUACCCUGAAACAAGUCUGUGCUCUGUACUGUUAAACGAUGUACUGCAAUCUAGUUAUAACGAUAACAAGGAAUUCAAAAUUGAAAAAGAUAGUGAAGGUAAUACUUUGUUCAAAGUAAAUAAUCACAGUGGAUGUGAAAACAUGACUGAAGUUGAAAUCCAUUAUCCAAAACCAACUUUAGUAGAGAGUCAAAAAAAUGAAAGGAUCUCAAGUACAGAAGAGAACAAAGAAAUCAAACAGAUCAAAUCUUCCAGGGCUAAUAACAGAAGAAGAAAGGAAUCUGAGGAAAGUAUUCAGGAGGUGCCUGAAAUAAAAUCAACAAGAAACAGACAGCGUAAAGAAUCAGAGCAAAGUAUUCAAGAAGUAUCUGAAGUACAAUCUACAAGACAGCGAAGAGAUUCAGAGCAAAGUCAUCAGGAAGAGUCUGAAGUAAAAUCGAUCAGAUCGAGCAGAAGAAGGAAAGAAUCGGAACAAAGUAUACAGGAGGAAACUGAAGUUAAUAGUAGCGUUGGUCGGACUCGUCGGGGAUCUGAGCAAAGUAUACAAGAAAGUGCGGAUGCAAAAAAAUCGACUAGAACAACUAGAAGGAGAAAGGAGUCUGAACAGAGCAUCCAAGAAGUUAAUGAAGAAAAACCAGUACGAACGACUAGAAGGCGAAAAGAAUCUGAACAGAGUACUCAAGAUGAAUCAGAAGUCAAGACUAAAAGAAGUACUAGAAGCCGAAAGGACUCAGAACAAAGCGUACAAGAAACUGAGAAAGUUCAAAAUUCAACAGAAGUAAGAAAAAGAAAAGAUUCCGAACAGGAAAUACAAGAAGAAGAUGAAAUAAAUGUUGAUACUGAUAGUGAUACUGCACCAGUUUUGAAAAAGGCUAAAAAGUCGGAAACAAAAGCAGAGCCAUGGCAAAAUUCAAAGUCGAAAGUAAAAGGCCAAAAGAGCCCACCUACGCGUAAAAGAGGUAGAAGUAGUUCCAUUGAAUCGACAGGAAGUGUCAGAAAAUCAGCCCGGAAUGCCAGAAAAAAUAAAGCUCAAGAGUUAGAUGAAAUCAUAGAAAUUGAUAAUGAGUCAGAUACAGAUGCGGUGCAAAAAGAAAAUGUUUCCGAUAAUGAAGAUGUAUUGCCCAAAAGAAAACGUACAAAAAGAUCUAGUUCAAUUUCUAGUAAAGAAUCAACGCCAGCAUCGCAUUUUAAAACACCUUCAAAUAAAAGUAGCCCAGAAAGUACACGAUCUACAAAAGAUUCACCAAAUCAAGAUAAAUUAACUACUCCCAAAAAUCUAAAUAUAGAGUCUUCAGAAUCUGAAGAAAUCGAUAUUUUAAAAUCUACCGAUGAAGAAACAAAAGGUGAUGAUUCUUUGGAAACUGAAACCAAAGAUGAAGAUGUUUUUGAACCUAAAGUUAACGAUGACACAAAAUCAAAUAAAGAUGAAGAAGAACAGAUUACAAAGGAAGCUGACGUUUCACUAGAGACAAACUCAAAGACUCCAGAUGAUGAUGCCCCUGCAGAAAAUGAGGAUGAAAAAAGCGACGAUGAGGUAGUUCCAGGUACUCCAAUAAAAAACAGUACAAAAUCAAAUGUCCAAGAAAGUCCAAAAUCAAUUGCAGAAGAAAAGGCUAAAUCCGAAGACCGAGAAAACACGGAAAAUAUUAACAAUGAAAAUGAUGCAACUGCAGAAGAUAAAGAUGACAGCGAAGAAAAGCCUUCAUCUAGUAGACGAUCAUCUGCAAGCUCUACUAGAUCACGAAAGACGAAAUCAUUAGGAAAACAAAAAUCAAAGAAAGGAGGAAAGAAGUCUACAAAUGACAUAAUAGUCUAUGAUACUUCUGAUACUGAAGAACCUAAAGAUUUGGAAAAAAUAGUAGAAUCGUAUACGUGCACUAUAUGUGACAAAGUAUAUGAAAACAAAUUCAUUGGUCUUCAACAUGAACUUACGCACAUGAAAACCUUGGAAAUAAAGUUACCAAGAGUUGAAGUUGAAGUAUCAAAAACUGAUAAAUCCAAUAACGAAUCAAAUACAAAAUCAGAUAGCAGUGCAAAAAUAGAUGCUUCUCCUUCGAAAAAAGAUGUCGAUGAUAAUGAAGAGAAAAUGGAAUCCGAAAAUGAAGAUGAAAAAGCCGAAAAUGAAAAUGAAGAAGUCGAAAAUGAGAAGAAUGAAGCCGAGAAUGAAAAGGAAGAAGCCGACAAUGACAAAGAAGAAGCCGAGAAUGAAAAGGAAGACGCCGACAAUGACAAAGAAGAAGCCGAAAAUAUAAAUGAGAACGAAGAAGAAAAAACGAAUGAUGAUGAGGCUAUAGAUGAUGAAGAACCAAACGUUAAAGAGAGCGAUGAAACAUCCAAUGCUGGUGCAGAGGGCGUUGAAAAGGAAGAAUCCAAAAGAACGGAUGAAUCUGAAAAGAUUGCAGUGAGUGAUAAAGAAGAUGAGCAAACGGUUGAAAAAGAUACUCUUAGUGAAAAGUCUGAAACUGAACAAAAUGAUGACGUUGAAGAAGAGAAUGACGAUGACGUGAGUAACAAACGAUCUCCAAGAAGAUCAACUAGAAACACUGAAGGCAACUCGGAUAGAAAAUCUAGAGGACGAAGAAAAACCACGAAUGAAACUGCCGAAACCGAAGAACAAUCGCUUACAGCAGUGAUAUCCGAUGACGACAAAAUUGCAGAGGCUGUCAAAGAAACUUUAAACGAUAUAGCGGAACUGCAAGGAAAAAUACAAGCUGCUUCCGCAGAAGAAGCAUCAGAAUCAAAUCAACCAGAUCAAUCUACAAUAGAAGCAGUUCAGGAAAAAGAAGAACAAAAUGAAAAUAACAUGGAAGUUGUGGAAUCCGUGGAAAUCAGUCCUCAUCAAAAUGAUGACGAUGACGAAGUCACAGAAAUAUCUGAGGAUAAAGACAAUGACGCUAUGGAAGUCGAUGAAGUACAAAAUGAAACACCAAAAUCUGAUGAGGAAGUCAUGGAAUGUGAUUCCGUCCAGGAUAAUAACGAGGAAGCCGUAAAUGGAAAAGAAACAACUCCUGUAGUGGACAUAGACGCUGAAUCUCCGAGAGAAGUAGUGGACGUGGAACAGGAAGCUGCAAAACAAGUUGAAGAAUCUGAAGUUGAAAUAACAGAGGUCGACGAAGCAGAGGCUGAAACGAUUGAACCUGUGGACGAAGUUGUUUGCGAGCAAGUAGACUUAACAGAAAAUGACGAGUGCGAAGUACCAAGGCCCGACGACGAUAUUGAAAUCGAAGAAGUUGUGGAGCCCGAUAACGUCCAAGAAGAUGAAAAUACCGUAGAUUCAGUGACUGAAAUCAACAUAAUUGCCGAGGGGGAACCUUGCGUGGAAAAUAAUGCAGGAAAUACAGGUAAAGAACGAAAUGAGGCAAUCAACGAAAAUAACGACGAUGAAGAUAAUACUACCGAAGACGAAGCUCUGGCACAACAAAGUUUAGAAGAACUAUUGCAACGUAAGGGUCUUCAAAUCAUUGACGAGUUUGCAGAGUCAGUGACUGAUGGUGAUGAAGAAAGUGAAAAAGAAGCAAAUCUUGGUUCGGAAAAAGAAAAUUGUCCAGAUAAAGACGCAGACGUCGACAAUGAAUUAGAAAUCAAAAUAUCCGAUGCAGAGUGUACAGAAAUCCUGGGUAUCCACAACCGAUCAAUCAACAAGCAGAAAGACGUUGAAGUUAGUAUAGCCGGUGAAAAUCAAAUCAUCCAAGACGUCGAUGUGGUCGAGGAAGUGAUACACGACAGUGAUGUGGUGCAAGAAGUUGAAGUGGAAAGCAACGGUAAUUGUUUAGACGUAGCUAAUAAUGUUGUAGGCCAAGUGACGACAAACGCCUUUAAUACGGGAACUGUGGACACUCAAAAACGUUCGGAUUUACAAACGGAACCUAUUUCCGAUGACGAGACGGUCUUUGUGUCGGAAACCUUCGGAAAUAUUUCGAAAGAAAUUCGCAACAAUCCAGAUAUGCCUUCGCUCGAUCCCAUUGACGAGGGCAUUGAUGAUGAAUAAUUGUUUUAUUUUUAAGAAUCUAGUCCACCCAGUCGUAUCAUUUUAAUGUAAAUCCAACGUUUUUUUUUAUUUCGAUCUUUGUUCCACAUUUUUUUUUUUAUUUUUUAGUUUAUGUUAUACGUUUUACACCAAUUUUCUACCCGUAAUUUAAUUCCAAUCAUAUAUCAUAUACACAUUAAGUUAUCCCUCAUCACAAUCAUGACAUCCUUUUAUUUCAUUUUGAUCAUCGAGCUGGGCAAUGUGUCCAAAGUGUUUUAUCAUUAUAAAUUAUUUACUUUUUGAUCUUUUUAAUAACUUUAAUGAACUGAAAUUCGGUAAUGUUUUAUACCGAUAAUAUGAUUCUAUUGCUAGGAAAUUUUACCCUUGUCGUUAAUUUAUAUUUCAAAAAUCAAUCUAAUGUAAUUAAAGUAAUUGAAGCAUCUUUUAAUUCUAAAUAUUCUUGUAAAAAAUUCUUUAUAAACUUAUGGUAGUUGUGCUUCAAUUAUAAUUGUAAAUAAAACAAAUGAAUUAUUAAAUAUACAUGCAACAUAGAUACUUAAAGUAACAAAAAUUAUUUGUAUGAAAAAAUAUAGUUGAAAUGCGUUGAACUCCGUACCCAACGGAUUAUAGGAUAGAGAUAAUGCAUCAAUUUAAUGUGCACCUUCAUUUGAGAAACGCAUAUAGGUUAAUCACGACUGCUUGUUUUGUAAAUAUUAAUGGUUUGUGUAUUAGGCCCGUAAAAAACAUAAAAUUUUAUCAUUGUGAAGAAGAGUUCAAAAUUAAAUAGUAUAAAAAAAAGUUAUCUAUUGUUUGAGUAUACAUAACGUGAAGAUAUGAAUCGUACAAUUAUGUGAUUUUUACAGUUAAACUAGAAGUAUAAGUUUUGUAUUGUAUGAAAACAAAUUUGUUUCUAGAUAUAUUAGAUUUUUAUUAGUAAAAUAUUGGUCAAACAUUGGCCUUAUAAUUAUAAACUGAAUAAACUUGAGUAAAGCAUUACGAUUAUACGCAACUAAUGCCAAAAUCUCAGCAUAAACUUACAACAUGAUUGAAAACCAAUAAAUAAAAUAAAAACAUUAAACUUUAUUGUUUGAACCAAAAUAUUCUGUAAAAUUUGCUUGAAAAGGCAAAAAAUAUUUGAUCAUGAAAAUUGUAGAAUGAUUCUCGUCCCGACUGUCCAAUAUUUUUCUAAUAAAAAGCAAUUUUGGAAAAUGCAA